Messenger RNA from Plutella xylostella (diamondback moth), 4453 nucleotides. RefSeq names its product Forkhead box protein N4 jumeau (gene jumu). Gene Ontology annotation, biological process: regulation of transcription by RNA polymerase II. Lineage: Eukaryota; Metazoa; Arthropoda; Insecta; Lepidoptera; Plutellidae. Gene Ontology annotation, molecular function: transcription cis-regulatory region binding; DNA-binding transcription factor activity, RNA polymerase II-specific. The record is from RefSeq and is a predicted model, not a curated record.
AUUCUUAGUAGUUAUUUUCAACAAGUUAUUUAACGUUGAAAUUUUGUUAAACCUAAGGCAAUGUUCAUUUAAAUACACAUAAAAUAUUAAAUUCCUCUUUAAAUAUAAUUCUCAUUUUGUUUUGUAAAAUCCUAAUAUUACUAGGAGUAGACAUGACUAGUGACGUCAUUCCGGAUUGAGUAACAUCCAAUGAGAAGCCCCUGUCAACGGUCACGUGGGCAAAAUCAACCAAUCACAAAGCACACGGUCUUUGUGUACCUUUUCACAAAAUAAUAAAACAUUGUGGUGUUUUGUAUGGAGUGAGUGGUGUUAUAUCUGUCAUCUCAUUGACAGUAAAAACGUAAAUGUGUGAAAUUAGGGAUUAUACAAUUGGGCAAAAGGAUAUUUAUUUGAAUAAAUAUUCGGUAGGCUCUGACACGAUGGAUUUGUAUAUCACCGACUCACUCCAGGACAUGCUGGACAUGGAUAUCAAAUCUGAAAUGGCCACAGAUCUCAACAGCAUCACUGACUUCUCAGAUUCAUUAGGUUUAAACUUCUCCGAGCUGCCUCCAUUAUUAGAUAUGGACACUGAUAAUUCAGCUACGUGGCUGAAUCAUUCGUCAAAUUUUGUACAUAAUUUAGAUUUGUACGGUUCAGAAGCAAAUGCUGUGAUGGUAAAUCCUAAUUCGGUAAUGCCAACAACAUUUGCGGACACUCCUGUUAAAAAAAUAGUAAAAGAAGAGGCUUCAAAUUUAUUGCUUACUUCAACUAUUAACACUGAAAAUAACAGCACAUCAAUGCCAAGUCCAAAGGAAGAAAAAAGUCAUUUAACAUUUUCUCCCAACACAAUAAAAGUACCUAAGGUAGAGCCAGAAGAAACUUUUACUAAGAAGCCGCUAGAAGAAGCGACACAAAUGGUAAUAUACGUUCGGAAACAAGACCACGUUGUUAAAGACUUAAUUAAUGAACUGGAAACAAAAAGUCCAAAGUUGACGCCCACCGUCCGAAUAAAGGCAUCACAAGCGGAGGUUCUAAAAGUUAAUAGUAAAAACUGUUCAAUUUUGAGUACGAACCAGAAGGUCUCACAACACUUAGGUACUAAAACUAUAAUAUCCGGUAACAUACACAUACUGGAUGCACAGCAAUCAAGAACGAUAUUAGCAAAUAGUGCAAAGAAUCAAGCUACAAUAUUGAUUGACAAUUCGUUAAGUAACAAUAGGCAAAUAAUUAAGACGUCUGUAGGAGGAUCAUUCACAGUGGACAAUGGUCACUCAAAGUAUGUGCAUACUAAGACUGUGGGAGAGUUCCCGAAGCCGGCGUAUUCAUACUCGUGUCUAAUAGCAAUGGCGCUAAAAAACUCGAGGACAGGAAGCUUACCGGUUUCUGAAAUUUAUAACUUUAUGUGUCAACAUUUUCCAUACUUCAAAACGGCUCCAAAUGGCUGGAAAAACUCCGUUCGGCACAAUCUUAGUUUAAACAAAUGUUUCGAGAAAAUUGAAAAGCCCUCAACAAACGGUAGUCAAAGAAAGGGUUGCCUCUGGGCAAUGAAUCCAACGAAAGUGGGCAAAAUGGACGAGGAGGUCCAGAAAUGGUCACGGAAAGAUCCACAAGCUAUCAAGAAGGCCAUGGUAUAUCCAGAAAGCCUAGAAGCAUUAGAGCGCGGUGAAAUGAAAUACAGCAGCUUGAACGGCGAAGCGGAAGCGGAUGAAGUGGACGACGUGGACCCCGACGGAGAGAUCGACGCCGACGGCGACCUGGACUGCGACAUCAAGGAGGAGGUCGACGACGCAUCCAUCGUGGAACAGGAGGUGUCAGAUCAAGAACUAGAAGUGGAAGAGGUGGUGGAGGGGACAGGCAUGGUGGGCGGUACUUACCGGCUGCUGGCCACCGGGCCGUCGUCGCUCACCUCAUACAUCGCAGACGUGGACUCCGGGGAUGAAAUCAGUGAUAUAGAGGUUCUCGACCAUUCGUAUGAAGAAGUGGACGUUGACUUAUCAAAAUCAGUGAAAUUGGAUGUUUCAUUAUCAGAGGACUAUGAGAUUCCAGCCAAGAGAGCAAAAACAAACUACAUUUAUCAGCCAGUGUCAACUCAGUCACACACAAGUCGACGAAAAACACCACUUGUCAAUCGAGUAGCACUGAUGUAAGAAUGAAAUCUGCUGAAGUGCAUCGCAAUCUUGUGACCCCAGUGAUAGCGUCGGCGUCGCUCUCGUUGAAAAUUCAUCAAUUGUGUAAGUGAUCAGUGAUUUUAUAAACUUAAAAAAUUCAAAAGUCUGUACCAGAUAAGUGUAUUUACUUUUUUUACAAACUGACACUUGUUACAUAUCUAUCACUGUAAAUAGUGUUUAUUUUAGUUCGGGUUGGUAGACAUUCCUUGAUUAGGGAAUGUUGAAUUGACUUCUAAAACGAAGUUUCUUGUGAUUUGAACAUGUUUCUAAUUAAUUUUUAAUAAAAAUCAAGCUUAUGAACUAGGCACGUAAAGUUAUAAGUUUUAAGUAUCAAUUUCCACCUAGUUUGAUUUAUUAAGUAGAUAAAUUAGAUUUAAGAUCAUCUUGUCAGUACAAAAAUAUGUUGUUUCUGAACCGCAUUUUUGUGUAAUUAAAAGUAUGUAGGUAUAUAUAAGCUGUAAUGAGUCGAAAAUAUCAUGACUUCUCAAUUGGUUUUAUAAAUUGGGAACAUUGAUAUUUUCGUAAGCAUGGGACUUUGUGUUUUCGUUGGUUGACAUAAAAAUCCGAUUCAGUUACAUCAGUCAGAGCGGGUAUAUUAGGUAAAUGUCCCACCGCUGAUUAGACACUUGUUUAUUCUUAGUAAUUAAAUGUUUAGCUAUGGAGAAAAAAUGGGCCGCUCUACUUUAAUCUCUAAUAUCUAACAAUUCGUUAUAUUCUGAAGUUAUCAUAAGUUUAGUGUAUUAAUUACGAUUUUUACCGUUUAAACUGAUAGAAACGUACCUUACUCCAUAUAUAGCGAAGUUAUUGAUAUUUAAUGAUAAACUAGGCACAUUCAAUUUUAUACCCGGUAUAAUUUUUAGAAGGAAGUGAUUGCGGCGACUGAGCGAUUAUUUAGGUAUUUCGUUACUUUAAUCACAAACCUACUGUAAUAUCAUUCAUCAGAAAGAUUAAUUGUCUAAUAUUGUUUGUGUUUAUGACUAUCUCGAAUAAAUUAGUUAUUGAUUCUUUUCGAUUGCAAUAUCCUUUCAUAUUGAAAGUAUGUUUCAAUUGACAGAAAAAAGUGAAUAACAUUUGAGAAUAUAAUUGUAUGUUAGUGAAGAUUGCUAAUUAGAGGCAUUGUAAGUUCUUAAUUGAUUCUGUCGACAAAUAGAUAGAUUAGGUUGUGAUAGUAGAUCUCUUCAACAUUUCUUUGUUACUAAAACUGGAAAUACAUUGAAAAUUGUAUAAGAAUGGAAUGUAAUAAAAAAUAUUGGCCACAUGUAGGUAGUUUAGAAUGUGUAGUUAAAAGUGUAUCCUGAAAGAGAAACAAGCAAAUAUGUGAAUAAUGAUUUAAGCACAGAAUGCCAAUAUACAUUUUAGAUGAUUAAUCGCAAUAAUAAUUGAAAGCUACUGUAAUUACAUAGAAAUACUGUUUUAGGAAUGGUUAUUUGUUAUUAAUCGUUUAAAUGAAACUGUGAUAUCAGAUAAAAUUGCUGCCUGUACAUAUAUUUGCUUGAUUACUCUAUUUAAUACCUUGGAACAGAAUAUAAGUGUAAGCCUCACUUAUUGACGUGUUUUGUGCUUGUGAACUUUAUGGUAUCGCGAAUUUGUAAAUGUAUUCUAAAUAUAAUAAGGGUUUUACUUAAUGACAGUGUUAUUAAUUCUUAGGAUUUGGACCAUAGUUUUGAGCACUGUUAUAAUUUAGUGUCAAAUAAAAUACACCUUAAUUCACCAAGAACCAAUAAGUCUAUAAAUACACUUAUAGAAGUUUGAACUCGGUCGGUAGGAAAAAAUAUUUUUAAGUUUAGUAUUAUACAUAUUCUUAAAUUUAGGUCGUCUUCUCUUUAACUGACUAGAGUAGCGAAUUAAUUUAGGUGCUUGCGACGUAUACUAAUGCGAGAUAUACAUUUGUGCAAUCAUAUAGUACGAUUACCUACGUCAGUCGUUACUAUUUGCCCUUUUAAUCAUAACACCAAUGAAAUCUGCCUCAUUUUGUAUAAAUUGAAAUUUCAUUCAAGAAUAAAAUCUCAAUAUAAGUGAAUUAUUAUUGAUAUUCACUUUUAAAUCUGGUAGCUAUGUAAUCAUCUGCUUCCUAUUUGUGAUUCUAAAUAUGGAGCAUAGUUUAAAAUAAAUAAAUCUUACACCUAAAUAAUAACUAAUUAUGUAUUUUUCCACUGCCAGUAUUUCAACAUCCAUGUAAAUGUAGGAGAGUAAAUUGGUAAAAGUAGAAUUAGUUCUGUUUUAUUAGUAUUGUAAUAAUUAAGUCAAUAUAAGUUAAAUAUGAUUUUUGUAAUAACAUUUUUGUAAUAAAAAUCAAAUUAAUUCAA